CCAACAAAGGGCGUCCGUCGCGUGCCGCCACGCGAGUUCAUGCAUCUACUUAUCCAGCCAUCGGUCAGUAGUGAGAGUUCCCUGUACUACGUACGUAUACAAUGACAGGGUAAACUAUCGAGCUCGCUCGCGGACUCCUGGACAAAGACUACGCUCAAGCAGGCCUUUUUAACAGCUGUGAUGUCUGUGAUUAUGCGGGUCUAUUUGCUUUGAAAAUCGAUUUUUACGUAUGUGUACACGUUAAUAAUUUCAUACUGGACAUGUGUUAAACAUCGAGAUUAUAAGCACUUCAGAUUGGCAAAGCAAACACACCCUUGAAGUACCGUAGUUGAAGAUAUAUCUCAAGGAGCUCCAAGACACAUUUUGAGUUGUCAAAGACCGGUAUUACGAUGACAGAGCCUACCUCGUACUCGCGACCGACUACCCGAUCGCAGUCAAAACGCCUGUCUGAGGAGACUACGAAGCCCACUAUAAAUGGAGCGUCAUCCGCAGACCCAAAGGCUGGACAAUGGGGGCGUGCAUGGGAGGUAGAUGUGUUCACCACUGUUGGCGUUCUCCUCCUCCUGACCCUCAUACCACUGGUUGUCUUCUACGUCCAUGUAUCCUGUACCCACUACCAGUGUUCCCUCAUCGCUCCACCCCUUGAGAUGAGGAAGGGCGCCCUCACCCCCAUGAUGCUCUGGGAUCAGAUACCACCGAUCACCUGGGAUGGUGUGACCAUUCUAUCAAUCUGGAUGGCUUUUCAGGUGGUCCUCUUCUACUUGCCAGACCUCUUCCAGUACAUAAUACCCGGUUAUGUGGGCGGUAUUCAACUGGGUGCCGUAACGCCAUCGGGUAUCCGGAAUCCAUACAACAUCAACGGUUUGCAGGCCUGGUUCAUCUCCAAUGGGAUCUUUGUGGCAAACGCCCUCUAUUUUCGUUGGUUCUCGCCAUCAAUCGUGUUUGACCACCGUGGUGCGCUCCUGUGGACAGCCAAUGCUGUUGGCGUGACGGUAGCAACAUUCGCCAUCGUGAAGGCUUACUUCUUCCCUACCCACGCCGCUGAUCGUGUGUUCACUGGUAACAUCUUCUAUGAUUACAUGAUGGGUAUCGAGUUCAAUCCACGCAUAGGAAAGAUGUUUGAUUUCAAGCUUUUCUUCAACGGACGACCGGGUAUUGUGGCUUGGACCAUUAUUAAUUUCUCCAUGGCGUGUAAGCAAUACGAGCUCUACGGCUACGUCACCAACUCCAUGAUCCUUGUGAACUUCCUGGAGGCGAUCUAUGUGGUUGAUUACUUCUGGAAUGAGGCUUGGUACCUUCAUACCAUCGACAUGCACCAUGAUCAUUUCGGCUGGUACCUGGCCUGGGGUGAUAUGGUCUACCUGCCUUUCAUGUAUACCCUUCAGUGCUUCUACCUUGUCUUCAACCCUGUCGAACUCUCCUGGCCCAUCUUCACCGCCAUCUUCCUCCUCGGAACCAUCGGUUACUACAUCUUCCGGUCGGUCAACCGACAGAAGGAUUACUUCCGGCGCACCAACGGACAAGCCCCGAUCUGGGGCGCCAUGCCCAAGUACAUCGACGCCACGUAUACCAGCGGUGACGGACAGGAGAGAAAGAGCAAGCUGCUGUUGUCUGGUUGGUGGGGCGUCACCCGACAUAUGAAUUACACCGGUGAUCUGAUGCAGGCUGCAGCCUGGUGCCUAUCCUGCGGAGUGGGACACAUCUUCCCAUACUAUUACCUUGUAUUCAUGACCAUUCUGCUCAUACACCGCUGCCGGAGAGACGAAGACCGCUGUCACGCCAAGUAUGGCAAGUCCUGGGAGCUUUACAUGAAGAAAGUUCCAUGUAGGCUUAUACCUUACAUUUACUGAUAAUGUUGCCAAUUUUUGUUUCAUGAUAACGAUCAAGCCUUAUACCUCAAGGGCAGUUGCAUGAGAUAAUCAAACUUUUUUUUACGUCCAACCCAUAUUUUUUUCUUCAUUCUUAUUAGUCAACUUCACGAAUUUCUCAAGCCAUGAUAAUUUGAGAGCAGACACAAUUCGAGAACAUGACAACUGUCAUUAGAGCAAGAAAAAAAAGACGACGUAUAGGUCCCACAUACAGGAGAUCGGAUGUUUUUCCCUUUUUAUUUUUCUGAGCAGUGAUGUCAAAAUCUUGUCACCCAUCAGUAACACCUUAAUGCAAUUUUAUCUAACAUAAUAGUGUUCACUAUCCAAUUAGAAUCUACAUGUAUGCAUUAUCGGGUUUAAAUCAACUUUCUCCUUGGUAUUCGCUCACUUUUGUUGAAUUGCGAUU
Molecule: messenger RNA, 2274 nt
Organism: Lytechinus variegatus (green sea urchin)
Lineage: Eukaryota; Metazoa; Echinodermata; Echinoidea; Temnopleuroida; Toxopneustidae
Product: 7-dehydrocholesterol reductase-like
Exons: 7
Coding region: 390-1850 (486 amino acids)
Biological process (GO): brassinosteroid biosynthetic process; cholesterol biosynthetic process
Cellular component (GO): endoplasmic reticulum membrane
Molecular function (GO): 7-dehydrocholesterol reductase activity
Source: RefSeq, a predicted model, not a curated record